AUGGGCUGGGAACUGGGUCAGCACUGGGGCUUCUUCACAGCACGCAGCAACUCUGGGGAUGGGGGAGCUGCUUGUGGGGAGGCAGGGGAGCUGCCCCCAAGGUGUGCCUGUGGCUGCCCUGAUAUUGAUUUAAACCUGGCGAAAGCGUCGGAAACUUCCCAGGGGCCAGUUAACCUCAGCGAACCAGCCUUCAACCCAUACAAGUGUCUCAAGACAUGCAUUGGUGAGAUCAUCGGUGGUCAGGAAGCCAAGCCCCACUCCAGACCCUACAUGGCCUGUCUGGCUACACAACGCAGAGGGGAUACCUAUAUCUGCGGAGGGUUCCUGGUGUCGAAGAACUUCGUGCUGACGGCCGCUCACUGCAAUGGAGAUGAGAUCACUGUCACUCUGGGAGCCCAUAACAUUAGAGAACCGGAACAGAGCCAACAGAAAAUCUCUGUGCGCCACCGGAUCCCCCACCCCCAGUACAACAAGACCACCUGGAACAAUGACAUCAUGCUGCUGCAGCUGGCAGAGAGAGCGAAGCUGAACAGAUGGGUGGGUACCAUCGCCCUGCCCCGCACCAGCAAGAGAGUAAAGCCAGGGGCUGUGUGUAGUGUUGCCGGCUGGGGCGGCACUAGCACAGAUGGUAAAUCGUCCCCAGCCAGGCUCCAGGAGGUGGACGUGGUGGUGAUGCCGGAUGCUGCAUGUUCGAGGAAGCCUAACGGGUCAUAUUACAAGUAUAAAUCCUCCACCAUGAUGUGUGUGGGGGAUCCAAAGAUGGGCAAAGACUCUUGGAAGGGCGACUCUGGGGGCCCCCUGGUGUGUGGGAAAACAGCCCAGGGCGUCGUCUCCUGGGGGCCUCCCACCCCUCCCGGGGUGUACGUGAAAGUCUCCACCUUCAUCCCCUGGAUACGGGCGACGAUGAGGAGGCUGCAGCCCUGAGCAAAG
Molecule: messenger RNA, 930 nt
Organism: Mauremys mutica (yellowpond turtle)
Lineage: Eukaryota; Metazoa; Chordata; Testudines; Geoemydidae
Product: granzyme H-like
Exons: 6
Coding region: 1-924 (307 amino acids)
Biological process (GO): proteolysis
Cellular component (GO): cytoplasm; intracellular membrane-bounded organelle
Molecular function (GO): serine-type endopeptidase activity
Source: RefSeq, a predicted model, not a curated record